Messenger RNA from Saprolegnia diclina VS20, 430 nucleotides. RefSeq lists its product as hypothetical. The record is from RefSeq and is a predicted model, not a curated record. NCBI's taxonomy places the organism in Eukaryota, Oomycota, Saprolegniomycetes, Saprolegniales, Saprolegniaceae. The coding region runs from base 53 to 394 and encodes 113 amino acids. The transcript has a single exon.
AACGCGUUUACCCACCGUCGUUUCACGUUGAACGCGUUUGACCAAGAUCCGCAUGGCCAGCAUCGUCGUGGCGCUUCUGGCAAGCGUCGCCGCCGCCGACCCGUACCUCGUCGAGUGUUUUUGCAACACGACUGUGACGUCACAAGUGAGCGUCAUGACGUCAGCGACGGCCGAGAGCACGACGACCGCGGUAUUGGCGCUGCCGAGCUGCCUCAACGACGUCUUUGGCACGACUGGCAUCCGGUGGUACGUCAACGGGCCGUUCGACGCCGCCGUCACGUACUGGCCGACAAAGACCGUCGAGUACAACGGCGACCGCGCCGCGAUGCGUCUCAUUCGGCUCGGGUACCGCUGCCAAAAAACACAGCUGGUCGACGCGAGUGCGCUCACUUAGACGAUGUAGAUAAGGAUGGCAUUGCGUUCUUAGCGG